Messenger RNA from Saccostrea echinata, 1549 nucleotides. Its product is annotated as fibrinogen-like protein 1. The record is from RefSeq and is a predicted model, not a curated record. The transcript has 7 exons. The coding region runs from base 24 to 1367 and encodes 447 amino acids. Lineage: Eukaryota; Metazoa; Mollusca; Bivalvia; Ostreida; Ostreidae.
UGUUGUAGUAAGAUCAUCUCAAAAUGGAAAGGAUGAUGUUUUCCAUUCUCUUAGUGAUUUUUAUUUCAAUUUCACAAGCUAGGACAGAUUCCUUGUUAACUGGUACUUAUGAUCCGAACUCUACGUCUUUGAUCAAUGAUAGGCGUGACAUCAGGGAAAUCGAUGUUCUUCGACAGAUCAUCAACCAGGAAACUCUCAUCCGUUUAGCCGUGGUCAAGGAUGUAAAGGCAAUAGUGGACGACGUAAGUUCCGUAAAGCGAAGCAUGGCGUCUUCAGAAACGAUGGUCUACACUCUACAGCAGACAGUCGAAAGAUUACAAAAACAGAUCGAUUCUCUAAGUCAGAACAACACCUUACAGCAGAAUCUUGAAAGAUUACAAAGACAGGUUGAUUCUCUAAGUCAGGACAACUCUUUACAGCGGAAGGUAGAAGCAUUACAAAGACAAGUUGAUAAUCUAAGUAAGAACAAUACUUUAGUACAGACGGUAGAAACAUUAGAAAGUCAGGUUAAUUCGUUAAGAAAGGACAACGCUUUACAGCAGAAGGUAGACUCCACAAAACGGCGUGUUGAUUCUCUCAGUAAAGAAAACGAAAGGAUUACCGUGAAUCAAAAUAAGAUUCAGGAAUUCGAUCAGAUGUUUAAAAUUUUCAAGGAAAAUAUAACCGACAUCCAUGAAGAUGUUCAAAUUGUCAAAAAAGUUUUAAAAGUACAUACGGAUUGUAAGGACAUCUAUCAAAACAGAUAUACACAGUCUGGUGUAUAUCCAAUAAAUCCCUUUGGUAACGAGAAUCAGGUGAACGUGUACUGUGACAUGGAGACUGAAGGCGGAGGGUGGACAGCAAUCCAGAAACGAAGGGGCGGAUCAGUGACAUUCAACAAAACGUGGGCGGAAUAUAAAAGAGGUUUUGGGAAUCCUAGUGACACUUACUGGAUUGGAAAUGACGUGAUUCACCAGCUUACAAAGGGAAAUAACUCAUCAUUCUACGUCUCUAUAACAUUAAGAAAUGGCAGCAGUUUCCAUGAACUAUAUCAUCAGUUUUCUGUUUCUGAUGAAUCAGACAAAUACAGACUCUUUCUUGGGGGACCAGCUAUAGGAACCUUGGGUGACAGAAUGUUAAGCACCAAUACUUAUGGCGCUGACCUGUCAGGGAUGUACUUCAGUACACCGGACAGAGAUAACGACAGGAAUAGUAAAUAUAACUGUGCUGUUGUUUACGGAGGAGGAGGAGGUUGGUGGUAUAACUCCUGUCACCAGGCCUACCUCAACGGUCCGUGGUCACCGGGAUACUGGUUCCAUCCUUGGUCUCCGCUAGUUAAGGAUGGUAGCGAGGUAAUGGAGACUCUAAUGAUGAUAAAACCUCACUGACUGUGUUACUGAUGAUAAAAUCUAAGUGACUGUGUUACAUGAUGAUUAAAAAAGUCAUUGUCUACAUAUCUUAUUCAUUGAAAAUGUAUAUUGACGAUUUUUCAUUCAAUCUAUUGUAUAGUUAUUUAUACAUGUACAUACAAAGUCAAAUACUUUUGAUAAAUGAUCAUGUCAUUAUUUUA